UUGCGAGAAAUGAACAGAACACAUUUCCGUAGCGCACCCAGAAGUACCCACGAUGGAAUAUUCACUCCAUUUAAACAUGUGUCUACAAUAACCAGAGCUAGUUGAACAAACCAUUACAAAUACCGAGAGCUUAGGCUGUGACGCGGUUGCCUCGCACAACGGAAUUCCGUCCGGUGCCUAAUGAUAUGUGACCAUUGAAGUAGACGUGCCUACCUUCAAGGGGACAUCAAUCUGAGGCUGGACGACACCGCAGCUGCCUGCGCUUUCUUCACAAACUAGGCUAGCUAAAUGAAAGGAAAGACCGCGCCAUCCCAUGCCGAGGAAUGCACGAAGUGUAGAAAACCAAGACAUUGGCAACAAAACCCACUUUCAUUCAGAAUGACCCGUCAGUGCGGAAAGCAGAUACGCCUCCUCGCUUUCCUGCUUCGCCCGUGGCGCGCUGGUUGCGUCUUGUCGGGUGCGGCGUAUAUAAGCUCUCUACGACGCUCUGCCUCCACAGACGGACCGAAGCGAGCUCAGUAACAGCGACGAGUAGAGGCUGUACCUGUGUGUGUAGACAUGGAUAUAAUCACCAAGGCUGUCCUGUUUCUCGUCACCAUCUCUGGAGUCUACUCCGAAGCGCGUUAUGGCCAGGGUGGAGGCUAUGGUGGCUCCGCUGGAGGCGCCUCCGGGGCUCCUCAGCCGUACAGUUUCGGAUACGACACCACUGACGAGUUUGGCACCCAGUUGUUCCACAAGGAGCAAGGCGACGCCAGCAACACCAAGACCGGCUCAUACGGUUAUCGGGACGCCAACGGACUUUAUCGGACGGUCACGUACGUCGCCGAUGCCAACGGAUUUCGAGCUACCGUAGACACCAAUGAGCCCGGAACAUUGCCAGGAUCGAGCGCUGACGCCGUAUUUAACGCAAAGCCUGUCGCUGCGGGCGCCGGGGCAGCAGGUGCAGGAAAAGUGGUUCCUGGCCGUUACACUGGAUCGAGACCAGCCGCUGGCGGAUUCGGAGGCGCCGGAGGAGCCGGAGGACCUUGGGCUGGAUGAAUACUCAGCGCUAAAUACAAGCGCUUGCUCGAGUACAGCGCAGUGGCAGCGCUUGCUUAGCACCGUGUGUACAAAGGAAUGCAAAG
Messenger RNA from Rhipicephalus sanguineus (brown dog tick), 1124 nucleotides. Its product is annotated as cuticle protein 10.9. Gene Ontology annotation, molecular function: structural constituent of chitin-based larval cuticle. The coding region runs from base 559 to 1038 and encodes 159 amino acids. Lineage: Eukaryota; Metazoa; Arthropoda; Arachnida; Ixodida; Ixodidae. Gene Ontology annotation, cellular component: chitin-based extracellular matrix. The transcript is spliced from 3 exons. The record is from RefSeq and is a predicted model, not a curated record.